Ceratitis capitata (Mediterranean fruit fly) is the source of this 1420-nucleotide messenger RNA. It is a transcript of the gene TM4SF, whose product is annotated as leukocyte surface antigen CD53. The transcript has 5 exons. NCBI's taxonomy places the organism in Eukaryota, Metazoa, Arthropoda, Insecta, Diptera, Tephritidae. The record is from RefSeq and is a predicted model, not a curated record. Gene Ontology annotation, biological process: protein localization to plasma membrane; protein maturation. Gene Ontology annotation, cellular component: membrane. The coding region runs from base 472 to 1332 and encodes 286 amino acids.
UAUUUGAAAUAUGGCACCAUUUGUGUUCGCACUAUUCUAUGGUAAUUUUAAUACAUGAGUUAUAGAUAAUAUGACAAGCUUAGAAGGACGUCACACAUCGAAGCAAGCUUGAAGGAUAGCAACACAAGCAUAGGAAAAGUCAAACAGUUUAUUAAACUGAUUUCACUUAUCGUGCUAUCUUAUAUACACAAUAACCACAGCAAACUCAAACAUAACUUUGGUUUUAUCGGGCACGUGAAAUACUUGUAAAUUAUAAUUGCAUAGCCGAAUAGUCAAAAUGCUUAAAACUUUAUGUCAUUUGAAGAUUAAAAUAUAUAAUUCAAAUUGAUUCAAUGUCCAAGACCCCAUUGUGAGCGCGGUAAUAAAGUGCAUUGGGUAAUAACUGCAUUCCUCUUUUAUUGUGUUCCAUUGUACAUCUGUAAAUGAAUUACCACCUAAAUUUCGCGUUCAGUGCAAACGUUGGCAUAUGAUAUGGCAUUAACAAAGCGGAUAAAAUGUUUUAAAUAUUUAGUUUACAGCUACGUUGUGCUCUUAAUGGUAACUGGUGCUGCCCAAAUACUAGUUGGCACAAUUUUGUUAUGGGGUCAUUCUGGUUAUUACGGCAUUGUCCAAAAUAAAUUAUGGGCUCCAGCCGCGAUACUGUUAUGCCUAGGACCAAUUACAUUUCUUCUGUGCUGGAUGGGAUGCCAAGCUACAAAUCAAAGAAAACGAUGUCUACUAGGAACGUUCAUAGCAGCACUGGUGGCAUGCAUAUGCUUUCAAUUCUUUAUAUGUGGCUGGUCCUUGGCAAUGCGCGAAAGCCUUCCGACUUCUGUAGAGAUUUUUAUAGAUGAUUCGUUCGUUGAAUUUCUGGAUAAAUUUUCUAGGACGAAGGUUGAUAAUUUGCAUUUAUGGAAUCGAAUGCAAUCGCAGCUGCAAUGUUGUGGAGUGGACGGCCCCUUGGAUUAUCGUCGGCUAUCCCUACCAUGGUCUUGUUGCUCGAGACCAGAACAUGCUUACGAAUCCGCAUGUGACACUCACUACAAGCGAGGUUGUUUAUCCGUUGUAUCUGAGCAAAUUAGAUAUCGUUUAUUACUUACUUCAUUGGGUGCGGCAACCAUAGCUGUUGUACAGAGCUUGGGUCUAUUCUGCGCCGUUCAUUUAGCGAUCCUUUUUGGAAAGAGCGAGAAUAAUCACAAUAUAAACAAUUUGAGCAAAAAACGUCAACAACAAUUUCUUCCUUUGUCUAUUCAAGAUAAACGCCAUGAUAUGCCCUCCCCUCUUAGCCUUUCACCUUCAGCACCUGGCCAUCGGAUUAUCAAAUCUUCAAAGCCACCAACUAUGUCGAAAUGACAGACAAUUAGUUUUUAAAGUGAAAAAUAAUAUAAUUCUUUACACAUUGUAAAUUGAGAUGGAAUGUAGAUAAUUGUGACCCUCAAGA